Messenger RNA from Mya arenaria, 966 nucleotides. RefSeq names its product vitamin K-dependent protein C-like. The record is from RefSeq and is a predicted model, not a curated record. Gene Ontology annotation, biological process: proteolysis. NCBI's taxonomy places the organism in Eukaryota, Metazoa, Mollusca, Bivalvia, Myida, Myidae. Gene Ontology annotation, molecular function: serine-type endopeptidase activity. Bases 60 to 902 code for a protein of 280 amino acids. The transcript is spliced from 9 exons.
UUACAUUGUUUGGCAAGAUAAGGACAACUGUUAAAUUUACGUAAAGCAAUUUCAGAAUAAUGCAUCAAGUACUGGGAAUAUUUUUGGUAUUGGUCGGUAUCCAGGCAGCGCCACAAGUGCCAUGUGGGGUACAGAUGGUCCAGCCGGUCACCAAUAGGAUUGUGGGAGGACAAGUGGCGACACCUGGCUCUUGGCCAUGGGUCGUGCUAAUUUCGGACAGUCUUGGGUUUAUUUCCGGUUCCGGUGUAGUUGUUGAUCAGCACGUGGUCGUUACUUCCGCCCAGCAUUUUGAAGGAACCAAUUACAAUGUCUUUGACCUAAAACUGAACUUGUGGCGUGUGUAUGCCGGCGAAUACAAUAUAUCGGCCACGGACCCAAAUGAGAAAUACUACCACAUUCGUCGGGUGGUUCUACACCCUGGAUAUAACGUAUCUAGUCUCGAGAACGACGUCGCUCUCAUCAUCCUGAAUGAUCCAAUCCAGUGGAAUGACAACACUCGGCCUUUAUGUCUGCCCGACCCGACUACAUCCUACACUGUAGGAGAACAGUGCUAUCUUGCUGGAUGGGGCAGCACAUCAUCCACUGGCAAUGAGGAAACACUGAACCAGCUUAUGUACCCCAUCCUUGACGACAGUGUGUGUAGCGGCAUCUGGGACGACUUCCUCCCUGGGACUGAGAUUUGCGCGGGAUACCAGAAUCAGACCAAGGACUUCUGUCAGGAUGACAUCGGCAGUCCUUUGAUGUGCAAAAAGAGUAACGGGGCGUGGUACGUUCAAGGUCUUGCUUCAUCAGGUGGUGAUUGCAAAACAGCUGAUAAGCCUGGCAUUUUCGAGGACCUCUCCAUGUACCAGGACUGGAUAAAGGCAACCAUGGAGCAGGCCAACUUCCCUUACCAGUAUUAACCAAGCUCAUUUUCAAAAGUGUUGUACAUGCGCUUGAUUAUUCUAACAUAAAUGCAAAACGUAA